GUUUUCAGCCAAUCCCCCCGUUAGGAGCAUGGAUGUAGGUUAGGAGUGUCUCCAUCUCUGUUAUAAGAGACGUUGUGAUGUUAAAGUGAUGUUUGAUCUUUAGGAGACAUCGACAGAGAUGGAGCUUCUUCCUCUUCUGUGUCUCUGCCUCCUGACUCGCUCUGGAAUCACGUCUGCUCAACUAAACGGGCCACCGUUGAUUAAAGUGGAACAAGACAGAGAUGUGGUGUUACCCUGCUCCCUCAGCACCAAGGAGAACAUUGCAUCAGGUGUCUUUGACUGGAAGAAAGUUGCUCAGAAAGAUGCUGGUGAGAAGGAGGUGUUCCUGUAUGACAAAGGCAAACAUUACAACGACGGCCGAGAUGGUCAGAGUGAGCAGUUCAAAGGUCGAGUCUCUCAUUUUCAAGAUGAACUGAAACACGGCAACGCCUCCAUAAUCAUCAGAAAUACAAAGAUAUCUGACAGUGGAAACUACACCUGUUAUUUUCCCCAUCUUCGGCCACCUCAAACAUUCUACAUUGAGCUAGUUGUUGGUGCAGCACCAAAACCAUCCGUGGCAACACUUGAUGAAACAAAGGACUGGUCACUGCUACAGUGUGAAGUUCAUGGCAAUCCAGAACCUGAAGUAGAGUGGCAGGACAGUGAUGGAACCAAACUUCCUGCUGAGAAGCCACAGGUCAAACAAAUAGGAAACAUUUUCUACAUCACUCUCAACGUAACCGUAACCAAGAGCGACCGCUACCGCUGUGUAGCAACACAGGAGACUAUCAGUCAUCAGAUUUCUGCUGAGACCUAUGUGCAGAUAAGUGGUACUCUACAGCUAUCUGUCAAGAUUGUUAGUGAAACUAACGACAGGGCUCUGCUGCAGUGUGAGGUUCGAGGUGCUUCUGCAGACCUUAGAGUGGAAUGGCAGGACAGUGCUGGAAACCAACUUGCUGCCAAAGAGCCCCAGCUGUCAGAAAGAGGAGGAGGCUACGACGUCACCCUCCAAACUACUGUGACCAAGACCGGUCACUACCACUGUGUAGCCUCACAGAAGAAAAGCAACCAUACCAUUUCUGAGGAUACUUUUGUGCAUAUCAGUGGUGAGGUUUUUAUAUUCAAGAUAUAAUUAUUGUUUGUGUGUUAUAAAUUUUUUUUAAGUUUUGAUAAAGAUAUCUGCAGUAGUUGAACAUGUUUCCAACUGAGUGAAACCUUCACUGAGGUUCUGAAUGAGAGGAUCUGGAGGGAAAUAACAGAACUGGAGUUUGGAAUCCUUUUUUAGUUGAGUAUGAACGGUUACUAAAACACACCCAGCUGUUGUGUCCAGUCCUAGCUCGCUGUAGCUAACGUCUGGGUUGUCAGUGUUGUUGUGCUGUAUUCACACAAACUGCAAGAACACAAACCGUCAAGCAAUAUUUUGGAAAGGGGGGCGUUGAGGUGCCCUUGGGGGGCGUUUGUUUGAAAGCUAGUUUAAACCAAAGAUUCCCAAUAACAAUACAUGUUUACUCUUUAAACUACUGAACCAGUGGUCAGCUCCAUUAAAAGCUGCCAGUUGACGUCACUGUGACUGGACCAGACGGGGAUCAGAACUCUUCCUCUCUUCUGUUCUUCUGUCAGCUUUGUUUGGUGCAGCUCCGUGCUGCCUUCACAGAAACGGGACGUCUGAGCAUCAACUUAAAUGAGCUCCGUGCUUCAGCGUGAAGCUGCGUUCAGAUGAUAAAAAAAAAAAAUAAAUAAAUAAAAGAAAGCAAUCGCCGCGACGUCCUGUCGCCUACUUGUAGCACAAGUAGACUUUAUAUUUCACAUUAACAGUUUUUCGUCAGAUUGUAUAUAGAACACGACGUUUCCUACUGCACCUGAAGGCAGCUUCAUUUCACGGAGAAAGAGAGAAAGAAAAGAGACGAGCGAGAGACGUCGACUGUGCUUUGUUGUUUGGCAAACAGUCAGCUGUUCCCCAAACUCCCGCCAGUUCAGGGCUUGUGUUUGGUGUUUUAAAACGUUCUUGUAGAAGCGAUAGAGGCAGUGAUGUCACUGUUUACUGUACGGGACUCUCACACCUCCUCUAAACGCAGCGUGAUGUGGGGUUGUGUUUCUCCAAACGUUUCUUUCUGCUAUUUACUCGCAAGACAGGCGAUAGUAAACCUAGACUCUUCUCAGCAUCAA
Sander lucioperca (pikeperch) is the source of this 2145-nucleotide messenger RNA. RefSeq names its product CD276 antigen-like. The transcript is spliced from 4 exons. The record is from RefSeq and is a predicted model, not a curated record. The coding region runs from base 119 to 1111 and encodes 330 amino acids. Lineage: Eukaryota; Metazoa; Chordata; Actinopteri; Perciformes; Percidae.